GGUCUUUGACGCUGUGGUGGGAGGUUUCAGAGCGGGUUUCCGGCAGAGGUUUGGAUGCGGGGCCUGGUGCAGUAGUUUUGUUUGAGCUUUCUGCAGCAUGAAUCCUGUUCUAACCAAGGUCCUGUGUUUAAGAAAUGCAAUCCUCUUUAAACAAGCUGCUGCUACAGUUGUCAGGUUUACAUCUGUAAGACAACCUCCUAUGUCAUUAACAGGUCCAGUAUUCCUGUCCAGUAAUAGACAUUACAGAUCAAUGCCCACCCAUGGGAUUGGGAGGUACAAGUACCUACUGCCAAAAGAAGUUCCACGCAAAAAAAAAGAAAAGCUACAAAUGAAACAACUCAAGACAGGCACUGACACAGAAUAUGGCGUCCUAAAUAUCCAAGUCACUGGCCACGACAUGACACAUGUGGAGCACUACAGUCAGUACAUCCACCGGCUCUGCAACCAACUGAAGAUCAAAGUAGAGGAAAGCUAUGCAAUGCCCACCAAAUCCACGGAGAUCUCACUGUUACAGGAACAAGGCACUAAGAUGAAUGUGGAAGCUGUUAUUCCCACUCAUGAGAGAAUUAUACAGGUUAGUGAUUUGAGCUCAAUUCUCCUCCCAAUUGUUGUGGAAGUCCUUCAAACUAAUCAGCCAGAAGGUGUGCAUCUGUGCAUCAAGGAACACACUGAAGCUGAUUUCCAUGCCCGUUUCAAGGCGAGACCAGAAUUAGAAGGACUGAUAGCACAGAUGAAUUGAGAAGAAAUCUAAAGGCAGUGACUAUUCACCAGAUUACGGGCUACUUUGAGUAGUAACAUGGGGGAGCUGUGAUUAAAAAUAAUAUGUAUUAAUCUUUGUUUCUAGGAUUCCUAUGCAAGCAGGUUAAAGUGUUGUACCUGGAUUGUAUAUUAUGUAUUUAUUAAAAUAAAUCCUAAUUGUUUUGUAAUCUUA
Molecule: messenger RNA, 931 nt
Organism: Pristis pectinata (smalltooth sawfish)
Lineage: Eukaryota; Metazoa; Chordata; Chondrichthyes; Rhinopristiformes; Pristidae
Gene: mrpl48
Product: mitochondrial ribosomal protein L48
Exons: 8
Coding region: 98-739 (213 amino acids)
Cellular component (GO): mitochondrial ribosome
Source: RefSeq, a predicted model, not a curated record